UUCCCGAGGGACUAAUGGUGCUGACUGGGAGAAGUCCAUAAUCAGGUCACCUGCUGCGUUGUCAGAUACAAGAAACACCUCUCUCCUUUCACCACUAACUGGGAGACAGAGCUGUCUAUGCAGCGCCGAACUCCUCCCGUUACCAACAUUCAGAGAGACUCAGCUCCAAUUUUCAGCCAUAGAAAACACGCCUUUGCCUGCCAUUUAUAUUACUUCCAUUGAGGUGACAAUGCAUACUGCAAGUGAAAAACAGAAAUGAACACUGAAAUACAAUGGAAAUCUACAAGUCACAAUCCCGGGCUAAAAUUCAGUUUUAUCAGGCGGUGACAACCUUCUACCACACAGUAACAACCUCACCAAACGUGUACAUCAGUUUAUUCCAGCCGUUUAGUACAUAAGGAAAGUUGACAUAAAAGGACAAACAAGUGGACAAGUCAGCACAGAGACAUAGACACACAGGUGAUAGGACCGGGAAGCCAUCUACAAUUAUAGUGAAAAUAUUGAAAGCAGAAGCAUUAACUCCUUGUGAGGCAUAAAACUAACUCCACUGUUAAUCCCUUCGGAGCACUUCAGUCUUCAAUUCCUCACGACGAUGGGGAAAAGGCACCAAUGACACUUUAAGUAUCAAAGGAAAUCACUUCCCAAACGUUGUACUUAAGAGAGUCUGCAGUUAUUGGUUAAGACUCUGAGCGCCGCUGUUCACCAAUCAGGGAGAGAAAUGAGCCGAGAGAUCCAGCCAGCCCAGCGCCGCCGCCGCACAGCUCAGCACAGAUAGCUCAGACUCGCACUCGCACAGAACUGACUCUCGGUGCAGGCUAUUCGCGGAAACCGAGAGACGGGUUAGCACCUGAUAUUGUCAAAAGCGAUCGUCCCGAGAUCAUCUCCAAGCAGCAGCGCUCGGCGGAGGAGAGGCAGUGGAUCCUCCGGAUCGCCAUGACCAGUUCCGGAGCACAAGGGCUGCGGCGCUGCGCAGGGCGAGCCGUGCUGUGCUGCGUGGUGCUGGCCGUGUGCGGGGCCGCUGCGGCCGGGCAGAUUCGCUACUCGAUCCCCGAGGAAAUGCAGAAAGGCUCCUUCGUGGGCAACAUCGCGCAGGACCUGGGGCUGGAGGCCAAGGCGCUGUCGGAGCGCGGCGUGCGCGUGGUUGCCACAGAGCAGUAUUUCGAAUGGAAUGUAAGGAGCGGCCAUUUAAGCCCGGCGGAGCGGCUAGACAGGGAGCAGCUGUGCGGCCGGGCAGAGAAAUGUCUGCUGAACUGCGAGCUUAUAGUGGGGCAUGACAUGAAGCUGUAUGGAGUGGAAGUCGAAAUCGUAGAUAUAAACGACAACGCUCCGAGCUUCCAAACAGGGGAAAUGGAAUUAAAAGUCAGUGAGACAACAGCCCCAGGAUCCCGGUUCCACUUGCACAACGUUCAGGAUCCUGAUUUGGGGACGAAUUCUCUCCAGAGCUACAAACUGAGCAGUAACGAACAUUUCUCCCUGCAAGUGCAAACUGCAUCUGGGGGUUUUAAAUACCCCGAAUUAGUGCUCGAGAAGCCCCUGGACCGGGAAGAGCAGGCUGCUCACGACCUCAUCCUCACCGCCACUGACGGCGGAGAUCCGGUCCGCUCCGGCACGGCGCGGAUCCACGUGGUGGUGCUCGAUGCCAAUGACAACGCGCCCGUGUUCAGCCAGCCGCUCUACCGCGUGAGCGUGCGGGAGAACGUGCCCAUAUUCAGGGAGAGAAAUGAGCCGAGAGAUCCAGCCAGCCCAGCGCCGCCGCCGCACAGCUCAGCACAGAUAGCUCAGACUCGCACUCGCACAGAACUGACUCUCGGUGCAGGCUAUUCGCGGAAACCGAGAGACGGGUUAGCACCUGAUAUUGUCAAAAGCGAUCGUCCCGAGAUCAUCUCCAAGCAGCAGCGCUCGGCGGAGGAGAGGCAGUGGAUCCUCCGGAUCGCCAUGACCAGUUCCGGAGCACAAGGGCUGCGGCGCUGCGCAGGGCGAGCCGUGCUGUGCUGCGUGGUGCUGGCCGUGUGCGGGGCCGCUGCGGCCGGGCAGAUUCGCUACUCGAUCCCCGAGGAAAUGCAGAAAGGCUCCUUCGUGGGCAACAUCGCGCAGGACCUGGGGCUGGAGGCCAAGGCGCUGUCGGAGCGCGGCGUGCGCGUGGUCUCCACAGGUAGGACGCAGUAUUUCAUUCUGAAUAUAAAGAGCGGCCAUUUAAUCACGGCGGAGCGGCUAGACAGGGAGCAGCUGUGCGGCCGGGCAGAGAAAUGUCUGCUGAACUGCGAGCUUAUAGUGGGGCAUGACAUGAAGCUGUAUGGAGUGGAAGUCGAAAUCGUAGAUAUAAACGACAACGCUCCGAGCUUCCAAACAGGGGAAAUGGAAUUAAAAGUCAGUGAGACAACAGCCCCAGGAUCCCGGUUCCACUUGCACAACGUUCAGGAUCCUGAUUUGGGGACGAAUUCUCUCCAGAGCUACAAACUGAGCAGUAACGAACAUUUCUCCCUGCAAGUGCAAACUGCAUCUGGGGGUUUUAAAUACCCCGAAUUAGUGCUCGAGAAGCCCCUGGACCGGGAAGAGCAGGCUGCUCACGACCUCAUCCUCACCGCCACUGACGGCGGAGAUCCGGUCCGCUCCGGCACGGCGCGGAUCCACGUGGUGGUGCUCGAUGCCAAUGACAACGCGCCCGUGUUCAGCCAGCCGCUCUACCGCGUGAGCGUGCGGGAGAACGUGCCCGGGCUGGUGGCGGCGGCCGAGCCGGCGCUCUUCACGGUGGGGCUGCGCAGCGGCGAGGUGCGGACGGCGCGCGCCCUGGCCGACGGCGACGGCGACGGCGCCCGGCACCGCCUGCUCGCCGUGGUGAAGGACAACGGGCAGCCGCCGCUGUCGGCCACGGCCACGCUGCAGGUGGUGCUGGCCGAGAGCGCGCGCGAGGCGCUUCCCGAGCUGGCCGAGGCCGAGGCCGAGGCGGCCGGGGCCUCGGACUAUUGGUCUGGCUUGAACAUGAUUUUGGUUAUCGCUCUCGCUUUGGUGUCAUUUCUCUUCCUUGUUACAGCGAUUCUGGUUUUAAGUUUGAAACACCAGAGAGCUGGGAGCUCCCCGGCUCUGAGGUCCUGCAGCAAGGAGUUUUAUUCCAGUCUCGGCCCUACGUUUUCGUGCAACUACAGCAACGGGACCCUGCCGGUACCAUAUUCCUACGAGGUGUGCGUCGCCGCGGAGUCGGGCCAGAAGGACUUCGUCUUCCUCAGACCGGGCCAAGCGGCUUUCACCGAGAGUCUCCUCUCCGCUGAGGACUCCGGCAUCGGGAGCGAGUCUGGCAGGGGAAACCUUAGCCCUGACAGCCAGGCCCAGGUAAGACGUCUUGCUUUACUACAGCUCACGCUAUAGUACAGGAUAGUAGUUUAGCUUCCCCGCAGUCCUGCCGCACCUGAAGUGGCUUUUAAUAUGCCUUUGCUUUACCAGAUAUGCUGCACUUUUAACAGGUUAAUAGGGAAAAUCGCAUAAAUCUCUUAAAGCUCAAUCUGAUCAAUAUAAUUUGUAUUAAAAUACUAGAGAA
Messenger RNA from Alligator sinensis (Chinese alligator), 3532 nucleotides. Its product is annotated as protocadherin gamma-B5-like. The record is from RefSeq and is a predicted model, not a curated record. Gene Ontology annotation, biological process: homophilic cell-cell adhesion. Gene Ontology annotation, molecular function: calcium ion binding. Lineage: Eukaryota; Metazoa; Chordata; Crocodylia; Alligatoridae. Gene Ontology annotation, cellular component: plasma membrane.